AUGAGGGUAUUACUACUAGUAAUUGCAUUAACUGUUACUAAUGGUUCUUUGAUUAGAUUAUAUCCAGCAGAUAGAAAUGAUGUAAAAACUAAUAGUUACAGUAAUACAAGUCACUUAAGUUUACUCAGGAAUAAUUACUUACAUAGUUCAACUUUAAAUAGUUCAUUUAAUAAUAAUUUGGAACAUACUGAAAUUUCACAAGAUUUUUUAGGAAGAGUUAUGGAAAUUAAUAAUCAGGAUGUUAGUAAAGAAAGUGUAAUAGAUAAGGUUAGAAAAACGAAUAAAGAGCAAAAAAAAACUAAUGAAUCAGAUUUCAUUUAUAAUGGUACAAAGCUUUUAACUAUAAUAUUUCUUGUAUUAACAGUAUUCAUGAGUUUAGUAGUAAUAUUAUUUUCAAUAACUCAGAAAUAUAUAAAGAAGAUUAGUGAUAAAUUUGUAAAUCAAGAUUCAUGUGAAAAUGAAGGAAUUGAUUGGAAUGAAGUUAACUAUAAUACUAAUUUAACAUUAAAUACUGUAGAGUUAUCUAAUAUUGAGAAUAUAGUAGUUAGUAAUUUUCAAAAUAGACAGCAUUCAAAGAGGAGACAUUCUUUAGCUCCAAAUAGUACAGAUAACCUAAGUGUGAUUCCAAGGCCACGUUCAGCUUCAUCAUUACCAUUUGUUCAAACUCUUAUUGAAAAUCUCGAUGAUGUAAGUACAACUACUGAUUCUAGAUCAAGUAAAAAUAAUGGAGCAAAUAUAACACUUAAAACUUUUUUAAAAAAAAGAAAUACAUUAUUGGAUUCAGUAUCAAAAGAUAAUGCAAUAGAUGGAAAUAGAUCUUUAAGUUCUUCUGGUAAUUUAGGUGAUCAAGAGUAUGAGUUGGAAUCUGGGGAGUCUCCAAAGUCUGCUUCAACUGUCGUUGCUGUUCAAAUGGGUGAUUUCCUAGCAAGAUGGAAUCCAAAGCGUGAUUCACGUUUAUAUACAAAGGAUGAAGAUACCCCAGUUUCAGCAAUACAGGCCAUGUCUAGAUUUUGA
Molecule: messenger RNA, 1014 nt
Organism: Cryptosporidium muris RN66
Lineage: Eukaryota; Apicomplexa; Conoidasida; Eucoccidiorida; Cryptosporidiidae
Exons: 1
Coding region: 1-1014 (337 amino acids)
Source: RefSeq, a predicted model, not a curated record